AAGAGUUCUGAAACAAUUUCUUAGCAUUUUAAUCACAGCAAAGUUUAUAAAAGUAUUCAAAUAAUAGCUUGUUUGGAGGCUCUGAAGCAAUGAAUUGUGUCUCCAUUAAUGAUGAUUUUUCAAAUAGGCUCAAUAGCUCUUAUGCGAAUCAUUGGUUCUGACAUUCUGAUCGGAAAGGGAACGCUAUCAUGGAUGAGUGUAAGAUCACAGAUUUAUACCACUGUUCUCGUUUCUUUAACAAACAAACAAAAAACAAAAGAAAAAAAUAGAACAAUACCCGAUUAUAUUUUACAAGUUUUUCAGUAUUCAGAAUUUGACAAUUUUGAGUUUCAUCAAUUGUAGAAUUUGGUAAAAAUCAUGAUUUAAGAGUGGAUAUAUUUUUGGAACAAAAUAAGAACAUUUAAGAUUCAACAAAAAAAAAAUCGUGCUAAAUCCACAGAUGAUGAUCUCGGUCAAUUUCUAUUUUUUUUGGAGAAAGUUCCUUUUUUUUUUUUUGAGAAUAUUUGGAGAAAGUUCCUUGAUUGUGGAAAAGUUGGGAAAACAUAUAUAUCUCAGCAUUGCUUGCAUGAUAUAUAUAUAUAUACUAGCAUGUGCCCACACUCUAUGUGUGUGGGUGUUUUUUUUUUUUUAUCAAAGGAAGUGGGUAGUUUCUUAAUCAAAGCAGUUUUCUACAAUAAUAACUAUUAUUUAUUUUAUUUUAAAGAAUUUAAUUUUUUUUUUAAAUUGACAUUAUUGUCCCUGUUGGUUAUUUCAAUUUCUAAAGUUUUUUAAUAUUAGAGGGUUAUAUUCAUCAAAUUUUUCAGUUUUGAAGAGCAAUCUCUCUCCUCUUAAUAAUAGUAUAUAUAUAUAUAUAUAUAUAUAUAUAUGGACGUCUUUAGCCAAGGCCCAAAAAGUGGGCCAACAUCACAUGUAAACAAGGCCAACACUACAGUCGGACAGUCCAUCUAUUAAUCUCCAGUCUAUUGUCUCCCUAUAUAAAAUUCCCCGCUAUUCCAACCCGAACACAAUCCCCAAAUUCGAGUUGGGGUUCCGUCCAAAUCAAAAUCCCCUGCUCUCUUUCUGCCCCAAAUCCAAAACCUCGCCAAACCCUAGAGUCGGGUUCAAAACCUCAAUCAACAUUACCCAUCUCUGAAGGUUUUAGAGAGGGUUUAGGGUCUGUUUCUCUUAAUUUUCGAUACAAGAAAUCAAGACUAUCUAGAGAUGCCAAAGAUCAAGAGGACUAAGAGAAGCAAGAGGAGAAAGGAUGAUCAUGACGUUGUUGAUGUGAGAAGACAAAAAUCUCAAAAACUGGAUUGCUGCCCCUCAGAAAAAUCCCACCUAUUCUCGGAAUUCUUGGCCGAUUCUCGGCGGAGAGUAGUCCUAACCCGGGAUCAGUACAAGUAUUGCUCCCAGGCUCUCAAAUUCUUCCAAGACAAGCUCGACGAGCCUCGGCAGAUUAUAGAGGAGUUUCGUAAGAUAAAUAAGGGGAGAGCUGAAACUAGGAAGGAGAAGACUUGCAAUGUGGCUCUCAGCAGUGUCAAUUGGAGGAAGAACCGCUACGAUAAUAUUGUGCCAUAUGACCAAAACAGGGUUGUUCUGAAGGACUCAUCCAAAAGUGGAAGGGACUACAUCAAUGCCAGCUUCAUCACCACAAGUUCGUCUCGGUUUAUUGCAACACAAGGUCCACUUCCGAAUACGUAUGAGGAUUUCUGGGAGAUGGUGAUCCAGUACCGUUGCUCUGUUGUGAUUAUGCUUACUUGCUUGGACAUGGAUACAUGUGGAGAUUAUUUUCAGGCAGAAGACGAGAGAGAAUUUGGGAAUGUGUGUAUAGUCACUAAGUGGAUGAGAAGUAGUGACACUAAUUCUCCAUUAGUGUUGCGGCUUUUGGAGGUCAAGCAUAAGGAGAACUCUGAGGAGCCACCAGUGUCGGUUUUGCAUAUUCAGUAUCCUGAAUGGCCUGACCAUGGAGUUCCCACGGACACGGUUGCUGUUCGCGAAAUAUUGAAAGGAUUGAUAUAUCAAGUGGCACCACCGGAGGCUGGCCCGAUUGUGGUGCACUGUAGUGCAGGUAUUGGGAGAACUGGAACAUACUGCACAAUUCAUGAUACGAUGAAGAGAAUUCUUUCUGGGGACAUGUCUGCUUUAGAUGUUGCUGAUACAGUUGCCACAUUCAGGUCUCAGCGAGAUGGAAUGGUCCAGACGCUGAAGCAAUAUUGGUUCUGUUAUUCUGCGAUCAUCGAUGAAUUGGAAGAACUCAUCUCGGAUCAUCAAGAUGAAGAAUAGUGCUGGAUCAGUUGAUGCUACAUUGCUAACUGUCAUUACUAUCCUAGUAAACAAUUUUUGUUUUACAGGUUUUAAGCCAUUGCUAAUUUCUUUAUUGAUUCAAGCAAAAUUUAUGAAUCAGUUAUGUUUAUAUCCGAAUGAGUGCUUUCAUUA
Rosa rugosa (rugosa rose) is the source of this 2415-nucleotide messenger RNA. RefSeq names its product protein-tyrosine-phosphatase PTP1-like. The transcript has 2 exons. The record is from RefSeq and is a predicted model, not a curated record. Gene Ontology annotation, molecular function: protein tyrosine phosphatase activity. Lineage: Eukaryota; Viridiplantae; Streptophyta; Magnoliopsida; Rosales; Rosaceae. Gene Ontology annotation, biological process: protein dephosphorylation. Bases 1201 to 2262 code for a protein of 353 amino acids.